Molecule: messenger RNA, 2042 nt
Organism: Mycena citricolor
Lineage: Eukaryota; Fungi; Basidiomycota; Agaricomycetes; Agaricales; Mycenaceae
Source: the annotation of a GenBank genome assembly
CUCGGACAGGCUCUAAUCAAGGACAGGCUCUAACCAAGGACUGGAUCCUGACAACCCCACUGGUAGCUGCCAGCCACUGCCAGUGAAUUUCAAGAUCGAUCCAUAGCCAAUCCCAGUAUUCUCUAUAACUCACCAUACACUGCCCUGCUGUCGUCUUGGACGCUCUCGCUCUGAUACCGGCUCAAAAAUCAUGCACUGUGCACUCGCUUUUUGUUCCACCCGAAACCUGUGGGAAAAAACUCGAACUUGAACUCAUGCGUUGCCAGUCCGAGAAUGAAUCAAACCUUUGACUUGCUAGAGAUAUUCAGGCUGGGUACUGGGGUCUCACCGCUCGCCAAAUGCCCAAUCUUGUUCGUGUGCGGUGGGGCCGAUGUGUCGUGUCUUGACAGGUUCUCAGUCAUCCACCAACGACUCACAGCGAUCAAACGGACAACAACGCCGCGAUUUGAAGAGCCUCCGGGAUAAUCCCCUCUCUCAAGUGGAGGGUCAUCCAUGAUCAGCUCGUGUCUCUCACGAAACGAAACUCAGCUGUGCCUACCAAUCUCACGAUACGGAGCUGGAUACUCCCGUUCUGGCUCGCGCAUACAUCCAGGCACAGCGCCCCUGCAAACAAAAACACGAGAUGUCAGUCCAUGACGACGACUGAGAUUCCAAGAAACUCGUACCACAGUGCGAAUGAUACCAUUUUCUGUGCAUGAUAUCAAUAUAUAAGAGUGCCAAUAAUCCAUCUCCUCAUUCACACCCUCCAGCUGCACACAUUCCAUGGCCCUAGUCAAAAACAACAGUAAAGGAAUGGCGGACGGUCGCGAGCACGAUCGGAUCGCGAACUACACCAAAUUCUGGGAUAAGGACAUGGCGAAGGAGAACCAGGCUCACACCGAGCACAGAGUGGACAGUUAUGCCGAAGUUGUCAACGGCUACUACGAUGGUGCCACCGAGUUGUACGAGUAUGCUUGGGCCCAAUCGUUCCACUUCUGCCGCUUCUACAAGGGCGAAGGUUUCGACGCAGCACUGGCGAGACACGAGCACUAUCUCGCUGCGCAGAUGAAGCUGCGGCCCGGAAUGCGCGUUCUCGACGUUGGAUGCGGAGUCGGCGGACCUGCUCGCGCUAUCGCCCGUUUCUUGGACGUGGAGAUCGUCGGCCUGAACAACAACGAGUUCCAAGUGCAGCGCGCGAGGAAAUACACGAAGAAGGCAGCGUUGAAUGAACAAGUUACCUUUGUCCGUGGUGACUUCAUGAAGUUGGAGGAGCAAUUUGGCCCCAACUCUUUCGACGCCGGUGCGUUCUACUCUAGCCCUCGCGUGGAAUUCGAACUCAAAGGUGUCCUAGUGUAUGCCAUCGAGGCCACAUGCCAUGCUCCUACCUGGGAGGGUGUCUACGGGGAGAUCUUCAAGGUGCUCAAGCCAGGUGGCACAUUCGGAGUCUACGAAUGGUGCAUGACCGACGAGUGGGAUCCGUCGAACCCCGAGCAUGCCAAGCUGCAACACGAAAUCGAAUUGGGGAACGGCAUUCCCGAAAUGCGCUCACUGAAGCGCGCGCGCGAAGCUCUGAAGUCGGUCGGGUUCGACAUUGUGCAUCGAGAGGAUUUGGCGGACCGGGCCGAUCCUGUUCCGUGGUAUUACCCGCUGGAAGGUGAUGUGCGCAAGGCGCAGACUGUGUGGGACUACUUCACAGUGUGGAGAAUGAGUCGGAGUGGCAUGUUCAUCACACACAACGCGGUCUGGCUGUUGGAUAAGCUUGGGCUUGCUCCCAAGGGGACCCACGACGUAGGCGAGGCUCUGCGAAUCGCCGCUGUUGCUUUGGUCAAAGGCGGUCAGUUGAAGCUCUUUACCCCUAUGUAUCUCGUCGUGAGCCACAAGCCUUCUCGCACGCUGGACAGCUAUCAAUAGUCAUCGCGUUACUCAUAUCGUGCCUGCGUUUGUAGUCAUCGAAGUCACCUCGCUUCUGAUGCACGGGAGCGUUAAUAUGGCCUGUAGUCAGGAGAAAUAAAUGUCGCACCUCACCAGUGCUUCUAUGCGGAGGUUGAGAGAGUGAAUUCCAU